AUGCCCUUUCCUUCGCCCCGCGCCCUUCCCUGUGCCGACCCUGAUGAUUCGGGAAAAAGGAAGUUCGGCAAACAAAUUCAGCGCAGACAGCUCGAUCUCCCUGAAUAUGCUGCAAGUUUCGUGAACUAUAAAGCGUUAAAGAAGCUCAUAAAACAACUGAGCGCCACGCCCACCAUCCCAGCGCAGAGCGUCGCAGGUGCAGCGCAAAAUGUUCCUGAGGCGCAAGCUGCCCUGCGGGCGAAUAAAGAGGUGUUCUUCUUCCGACUGGAACGGGAGAUUGAAAAAGUCAAUGCCUUCUAUCUACAGAAGGAAGCCGAGUUCUCACUCCGGCUGAAAACGCUAGUCGACAAGAAAAGGGUCAUUCAGUCGCGAGCAGUGACAAACUCCAAAGCGCCCGCAAAUUAUGUCUCGUUGUUCGAGGGGUUUCAGCAAUUCGAUGGUGAUCUCAAUAAAUUACAACAAUUUGUUGAGAUCAACGAGACGGCAAUGUCGAAGAUUCUGAAGAAGUCUCGCAUGAAAGAAUUAUAUCUUCACCGAGCCGUUGAAGUACAGCCAUGCUUCAAUAGAGACGUUUUGCGAGAUCUGUCGGACCGAGCAACAACAGCACGGCUGGAGCUAGAAGCAUGGGCGGAAGGCGAAAAUAUUCAUUUUGAUACCAUCCGUCCAGUGGAUAGGAGUGCAGCCUCGCAAUCGUUCGGGCCAGAUGAGGAAGAUCUCGAUCUACAAAUCCUGCAAUCAGCCAGUUCAGGGAACCUUCAGACGCUACGUGAAUGGACAGCAAAGAUACAAUCAUCCCCGAACGCUUCAACUCGUGCCACUCGCACCUUCCUCGCCGCCAUCAAUGAAUUCUCUGACGAAGUGCUUGCAGUGCUCCUGGAAAGUGGCCUGGUUGACAUAAAUGCAGAAGAUGAUAUCAAUGAACGCAACUGCCUGCACGAAGCAGCCAUUUCCGGUCGGGAAUUUGUUCUCAAGGCAGGACUAACAGCAGGAGUCGAUAUUUCCAGGUGUGAUGUCUACGGUAGAUUGCCUCUACACUACGCCUGUAUGCAUGGUCGGGUAGAGAUGGUGCGGGAACUGCUGAAGGCCGGACCUCAUACAAUUGAUGUGAUGGACCAUGACAACUUCACGCCCUUGAUUCACAGCAUUGUCAAGGAUCAGUUGGCCUGCGCGGAGCAACUGCUUUGCAACAAUGCCCGUAUCGACCCAAAUUCUGAGUCGGAUCAUAUUCCGCUGAAUCUCGCCUGUCAGUAUGGAUCAAUUCCAAUCGUCCAAAUGCUGUUAGAACGCGAUGCGAGGCUGCUUCCCGAUGCAGAGGGCUUGUACCCCCAACACAUGGUGGCACGAGCUUCCCAGUCCCCGCAACUGCUCCUUCUCCUCAAACAACACGGAGCUAACAUGGACCAACGUGAUAAACUGUACCAAUGGACACCUCUAUUUCAUGCAGCAAGCGAGGGCUGUGUGGGUUGUUUACGUACGCUUCUGGAAAUGGGUGUUGAUGCCGGUGCUGUGGAUGAGAAAUGUCUUGCCGCAAUGUACUACGCAGCGUGGGAGGGCCAUUUGGAGUGUAUGCUUCUACUUUGGUCCCAUGGCACAACUUUACAGUCUCCGCAAAAGCCUCUUGGGUUUCUGAACGGCGUGAAGCUGCAGGACUCGGGUCAUGAUUAUGCUUCUGGUAUGAAUGAUUUGACAGAUGCGGAUAACAUGGAUACGGCGGAUGGCAUCCCUGAUCUGUCCCUCCCGCCACCAAUCAUACCCCUGAGACGGUAUGGUCACAACUUUCUGGAUAAAAAGGUUUUCGUUCAGAUCUUGUUUGACCCAGGGAGCACUGGCUCGAUUCUGUUCGAUCAAGCAGGUCGGCAUCCUGCUGCACGCCUGACCAUAUCCUCCAAGCUCUCCGAUCUGAUUCCACGUACCAUAAUGCUCCCUAUACAGGAAGACUCAAGAAUGAUAUCCUUCCAUGUUGACAACCUUGACACCUUCGCCGUUGAUUUCGAAAUUUUCCCUACUUUCGGGUCUAAAGUGAUCGCGAAGACGGUAGCGCUUCCCAAUAUGUUCAAAGCGGAAAGCUCCAGCACUGGUACAUGUUCCCUACCACUAUUUGAUCCCAGGCUACGAUCUAUUGGUCAACUGCGGUUCAACUUUCAAGUAAUCAAACCAUACCACGGCGACCCGCUAGAGAUUACUCACUUCGCAACGUAUUGGAAGGCGACUAGUGCUGUUGAUCAUGAACACAAUGGUCUUGUCACAGGCUCUAGUUUGUCCGGUGACCAUAUUCAGCUCUUUGUGCAGUUGACCCGAGACCGGGUCCCUGUUCUUUACCCCCAGUUCGCGAUCGAGUAUCAUGGCAUUGAGAUACCAAUCUGUCAGCUUACCUACGCCCAGUUUCGAGCAAUCGGCGUCGAAUGCGGUGUGGAUCAUCUCGAAAUGCUCCGGUUUUUACAGGUGUCUGCUUUGAACGACUUAGCCCAAGCUCAUCGUCAGCUAGCUUCCUCAUUUCUGUCUUUGCGAGACGUUUUCCAUCAUUUACCGCUCAGUGUCAGCGUUAAUUUAUCCGUGCUAUACCCGUCGGCGAUGGAGGAGCGUGCAUCACAUAUGGCUUCCCUGCCGGACGUUAAUACCUUUGCGGAUGCUAUUCUCACGGAUGUUUUUGACCACGCUCGAAUCGCGCGCGACCAGAGUCCUGAUAUCAUGCGUUCUGUGGUCUUCACCUCUUACAACCCGAAUAUCUGCAUUGCUUUGAACUGGAAGCAGCCCAACUACCCUGUUCUACUCUGCAAUGACCUUGGUCAGAUUCGGGACUUAGCCCGUGAUGUCAACGCACUUCCUGAUGUUAACAGCAGCGGACGAGCUUCGAUGUCCAUUAAAGAUUCCGCCCGAAUAGCGCAGAGCAAUAACUUCAUGGGAUUAAUAUGUCGUUCUAGCCUACUGAACGUUGUGCCCGCCUUGGUGGAUACAAUAAAGGAACUUGGCCUCGUGUUGGUGGCAGAUACUUCGGACGAUGCCAAUCAACCUGACAGAAUGGACGUCUUGCAAACUACCGAUCCUGUGGGUGUGGCAGAUUGGGCAUAUCGCAUGCCAGACGGUGUGAACGGUGUCAUGAAAGCCAACGGCAUCCUAAGGUUCAAUGAUACGAUUGAUAUGUGA
Messenger RNA from Aspergillus aculeatus ATCC 16872, 3144 nucleotides. RefSeq names its product putative cyclin dependent kinase inhibitor Pho81 (gene phoC). Bases 1 to 3144 code for a protein of 1047 amino acids. Gene Ontology annotation, biological process: glycerophospholipid catabolic process. NCBI's taxonomy places the organism in Eukaryota, Fungi, Ascomycota, Eurotiomycetes, Eurotiales, Aspergillaceae. Gene Ontology annotation, molecular function: protein binding; glycerophosphocholine phosphodiesterase activity. The transcript is spliced from 8 exons. The record is from RefSeq and is a predicted model, not a curated record.